This is a messenger RNA of Lachancea sp. 'fantastica', 1896 nucleotides long. Lineage: Eukaryota; Fungi; Ascomycota; Saccharomycetes; Saccharomycetales; Saccharomycetaceae. The record is from the annotation of a GenBank genome assembly.
AUGUCUGGUCAAGAAAAACAUUUGGUUAAGGAAAAUAUCAUAAACUCAAAUUCGGAUGAAGAUUCCAGUAGAAUUGGCCAGGUGGACCAUUUGGAAGCCACGGAAAAACCACUCUGGAAACGUUUGCUGCGUCGGCUGGAAAUUCAACAGAGUGGGCGAGACGAAACCAUCAAAGAGACUUUCCUUUACAAUCAUGAUUUGAAACCGGUCGAGAGUGAACGUCGUUUGUGGUCGUGGUUCAAUUUUGUGUAUUUUUGGAUUGCCGACUGCUUCAAUAUCAAUACCUGGCAAGUGGCCGCUACAGGCCUGCAAUUGGGCCUCACCUGGUGGGAAACCUGGAUUACCGUGUGGAUUGGCUACUCUAUUGUUGCUCUUUUCGUUGUUGCCGUGGCGAGAAUCGGCUCUGUUUACCAUAUUUCAUUCCCCAUCACCGCUAGAGCCUCGUUUGGCAUCUUUUUCUCACUGUGGCCGGUCCUAAACCGUGUAGUAAUGGCCAUUGUGUGGUACUCCGUCCAAACAUGGAUCGCCAUGUCGCCAGUCUCAUUGAUGCUUCAGAGCAUCUUUGGAAACGACCUACCGAACCGAAUUCCAGACCACAUGAACGGUCCCAACGCAACCACAUACCAAUUCAUGUGUUUUUUCAUCUUUUGGGUCUGUCAGCUGCCGUUCAUCUAUGUCCAUCCACAUCAGAUUCGUCAUCUGUUUACCGUGAAGGCCGCUUUGGUCCCAUUUGCGGCGUUCGGCUUUUUGAUCUGGUCCCUGAAGAAAUCUCAUGGCAAAAUCGCGCUGGACUCGCUGGUACAAGGACCGCCUUUGUCUUCUAGCGAACGUGGUUGGGCUUGGGUGCAGUCAAUUUUGGCGUGCAUUGGCAACUUCGCCACCUUAAUUGUGAAUGCACCGGACUUUUCUCGUUUUUCCAAGACCAAGCUAUCCGCCUCCUACUCACAAGCCUUUUCCAUUCCAUUCUUCUUUUCCAUCACCUCUCUGAUAGGUGUCAUAGUUACCUCUGCCGCUUACAAGGUUUACCAGGUUAAUUACUGGUCGCCUGUGGACGUCCUGGGCAGAUUUUUGGGCGAUGGGUUCACCAAGGGCGAACGCGCAGGCGUGUUCCUGAUUUCCUUUGUUUUUGCCAUUGCCCAGCUCGGCACUAACAUCAGCGCUAACUCUUUGUCUGCUGGUACAGACAUGACAGCGUUGUUGCCCAAAUACAUCAGUAUUCGACGUGGUGGAUUUAUCUGUGCUGCUUUGGCGCUGUGUAUAUGUCCCUGGAACCUGAUGUCGAGCUCUAGUAAAUUCACCAUGGCGCUGAGUGCGUAUGCCAUUUUCCUCAGUUGUAUUGCAGCCGUUAUGGUUGCAGAUUACUAUGUGGUGCGCAGAGGCAAGCUUGAUCUGCAACAGCUGUAUUGUGCAGACACAUCUGUUUCCGCAUACAUGUACGGCAAUCGGUUUGGGAUCAACUGGCGAGCUUUGGUUGCGUAUUUGGCCGGCAUUGUGCCCAACAUGCCGGGAUUUGUUGGCACUGUCGGGAAUAACAUUCACGUACCCAUGGGGGCCAUUAAGCUGUACUAUCUCAACUACCUAGUCGGAUUUCUCGUCUCGUUUCUGAUCUAUGUGGCGCUCUGCUACUUUUUCCCUGUCCCUGGUGCUCCAGUGGCCAAUAUUCUUGGCAAAAGUGAAUGGAUGGAGAGCUUUCAAGACGUGGAAUUUUUCCGCGAAGAAAGGCACACUUUUUACAGCGACAAUGGGCUACAUGCUAUCUCUUCUAGAUUAGGAGAAGACGAAGAGGACCCUGCCCUUGCGUUCACUAUCCGCAGUCGCUCGCCGGACAUUUUGAAGCAUCACGUCAGAGACUAUAAACAAGCGGAAACUACCUACACCAAGGAAUCUUCAAACUAG